Molecule: messenger RNA, 4032 nt
Organism: Enterospora canceri
Lineage: Eukaryota; Fungi; Microsporidia; Enterocytozoonidae
Source: the annotation of a GenBank genome assembly
AUGAGUAAAUCGUCUAACCAUAAACAUGUCCGUGUCAAAGCACACGAUGAGCCGCCGUACGACAACAUUGGUAACAUGCAGAGAACCGAACAGGCAGACCAGGAAUUUGAGGGUAUAAUAAAAAAUUUCGCAAAGGCACAGAACCUGAGAGAGUACAACGGAAACCAGAAGGGGAGGGAAGCCCUGGAAUGGCUAGAAUCUCUUAUAGUUUAUGAAGAGGAAUGGAGCAGCCAAAAGCUUCUAAAACAGAUUGCAGUGCUUUUAAAAGGCAAGGCCAAAAUUUGGUUUAAGGCACUUGAAAAUGAUGAGAUCACAAAUUUCGAAGAAUUUAAGGUCAGAUUCAAAGCAAAAUACGGGAAUCAGGAAGACAAGAACAUCGAAACUAUUAACCUGUUUAAGAUAUUGAGUGACGGUCCAAGAAAUACUCUUUCGGAAUGGAUCUUACUGAUCAAAUGGAAGAACAAAAAUGCCAAUCUUGAAUUUGACGUAAUCAGAUCAGCUGUCAAUCAACACGUGUACAGUCAGUAUCACGAGGUAUUUGACAGGUGUGAGAAUAUCCUGGAAAUGGCUGAAAAAGCGGAGGAAAACAACAUCAGAUCAAUUAAUCAGAUCAAGAACAAAGUUAACAAUAGACCUCCAAAACAUGGAAGAUACAAAUCUGAGCAGCACAAUGAUCAAAAAAGACAUAGAUUAACUGAUCAAAAGGAAGAAUCACGAAAUAAGGGAAAUAGUCAGGUCAGAUGCUAUGAAUGUGGUGGUGAUCACUACAGAUCAAGUUGCCCGAAAUUGGCUAGAAGACCUGAACCCAAACGCGUCAAUGCAACAACAAAGAUGAAAGAUGAUGAUCAUAUCAAAGAUAAUCACAGAUCAGUCAAUAAUCUCGAAUUAGAGGUGAGCGACAAAGAGGUCGAGAAUACGGGAUCAGGUAUCGUGAUCAAGGAUAAACAUGUGUUCGCGCUAAUCGACACUGGAGCAAACUGCUCGUUUAUAGCCCCACGGGUGGUGGAUGCACUUAAUCUAGAAAAGAUCAGUUGUGAUCAGAUUAGAGUGAAGACGGCAAGUCAAGAGCUUAGCUGGUUAAAGUACAAGAUACGGUUGACAGUCCAGGUGGGACAGGAUCAGUUUGAUCAUGAGGUCUACGUAUUCAAUGAAAUGAACCAAGACGUGAUCUUGGGGAUGGAUUUCCUGAGGAAGGCAGAUGGACUUGUGGAUGCAGUCGGCAGCACAGUUCGCCUUAACUCGCUGACUUUCAACAUGAUUGAUCGUAAUCAGCUGAUCAGAUCCCACGAUGAUCUUGAUCUGAAAGAAAAGGAAGAAAGAACAAUCCGCGUUAUUGUCCAGGGAGUGGGAAGAUCUGAGUAUCUGAGAGAUGAUCUCGUCGGAGUACCCUCCCUAGUGAGUAAAGAGUCACCAUAUCUGACUAUAAAGGUUCUGAAGCGAACCAUGAUCCAACGGGAUGACAUCAUCGGUACGAUCAAAUUCGUAGAUGUCGGGAUCAAAGAGGUACAACACCUCGAAAUCGACAAAUAUGUCAAUAGGGACAUCUACUCAGCACUCCUGAGCUAUGAUCAAAAACUUAGAUCAUUAGAUGGUUUCAGGAAGUUACCUGAACACGCUAUCAGGGUGAUUCCAAACGUGUCCUCGACUUUCAUCAGGCAGUAUCGGCUGAAUCAAGAAAAGAUCAGCGAGGUCGUCAAACAAACUAAAGAACUUGUUGACAGAGACCGAAUACAAGAAUCGUGUUCCCAGUGGAACUUUCCACUCGUGUUGGUUAAGAAGAAAAACGGAAAAUGGCGCAUGUGCGUAGAUUUUAAGAAACUAAAUGACGUGACGACGGACGAAAAGUGUAGUCCUCCACUCAUUGAAGACUGCUUGGAUGCGUUGGCUGGUGCCACGGUAUUCUCGACGUUGGAUCUCGACAGUGGUUACCACCAGAUCCGGAUGGACCGAGACAGUAGCAAGUAUACGGCAUUCACAACGCCUAUUGGCCGAUUCGAGUACAAGGUGAUGCCUUUCGGCCUCAAGAACGCACCGGCCUGCUUUCAGUCCAUUAUGUUUAACGUCCUGCAGAAGUUCAUUAACAAGACUUGCAUCGUCUACCUCGACGACAUUAUCAUUUACAGCCAUGGUAUUGAACAACAUGUACAGCAUGUCCGUGAGAUCCUGUUGGAAUUAGCAAACUACGGCUUGCGGCUGAAUUUUGACAAAUGUGAAUUCGCUCUUGAGGAGGUAAGUUUUUUGGGGUUCACCAUAGGGAACAAUUCUGUCAGACCGAAUGACAGCAAAAAGAAAACAAUUUUAGCGGCCAUAGCCCAAUGUAAUACCCAUAAGAAGCUUCAUAGCAUCUUAGGAAUGCUGGGAUACUUUAGAUCGUUUAUUCAUGGCUUCACUAGCCGAACGCGUCAUAUGUAUCAGAUCAUCAACCAAAAGAGUGAAUUGAAUAUACCAAUGAUCCAGAAGCAGUUAACGGACCUGACAACUGCAGUAUUCUCAGAAGGCUUUCUACAGCUCCCUGACAUCAACAAACCAUUUAUUAUUGAGACUGAUGCCUCAGGCAUCGGGAUAGGAGGCGUUCUCAAACAGUCCCAAAACAAUUCUGAGAAAUGUAUCAGGUUCGUCUCUCGAACCCUGAGACCCGACGAACAGAAAUGGUCUGCGACAGACCUGGAGGCCCUUAGUAUUAUAUACUGCAUCAAGAAGUUUCAACAUUAUCUCCAUGGGCGCUUCACGUUGCGCACAGACCAUAAGCCUCUGCUCCAACUACAGAGCAUGAAAGACCCCGUAGGCAAAUAUGCCAGGUGGAGGAUGUUCCUCAAUCAAUUUUCUUUCGACACAGUCCAUAUUCCUGGCCGUGACAAUAACAUGGCAGACUAUCUGUCAAGGACAGUCAACUCUCUUGAAAAAGUCUCCAAUGAGGAGAUAUCUAGGAUUAUUUCUGCGCAUCGAGAGUGUGGGCAUGCCUGCCCAGCAGUAACCUAUGUUCACAUGAAGAAUAACAAUCUAGGGUUGAUUCCAGUUAGAAGAAUUAAGGAAGUUUUAGACAACUGUAAGCAAUGCAUUCACAAUAAUCGGGGCAGAGUCCAUGAAAUGAGGGCUAUUAGCCGAGGAGAGCCUUUCGGCAUGAUCGGAAUUGAUUGCAUGGGGCCACUCCCCAAAACAGCACACGGAAACAAAUUUAUAAUCCUUUGUACGGACUAUGCCACAGGAUGGGUCGAAGGGAUUUCAACGAAGAACAAAUCAGCUGACAACGUCAAGCGUCUGCUGUGGAAAAACAUAUUCACUAGAUUUGGACCACCGUCUGAAAUAAGAUGUGAUUGUGGUAGGGAAUUUACAAGCAGUCUGAUUCGGGACUUGGCCCGUGACUGGAACUGUAAAAUGCGAUAUUCGGCCCCUUAUGCUCCCUACUCAAAUGGUCGUAUUGAGAGGACCAACCAGAGUAUUAUUCUGAAGCUCAGCAAAUUAUUGGAGGGCAAGUUCGACUGGGACGAAUUACUGGAGCUUGCAUUGUUUUCUCAGAGGAUAACCCCUAAUGCAAGGAGUGGGAUUUCACCAUACCAAUUAGUGUUUGGGCGUGAGGUGUUUGAACGUGUAAACACGUUGACGCUGGAUGACAAAGAGUUGUAUGAGCUCAAACGAGCACAAUUCAUGAGUAACCUCGAGAGAAUUAUGACUAAAAAUGAGUUGCAUGAGCAACAACUUGAAGCAAGGAAUAAAGGUCGGUCACCGGCUGAUGACCUAAAGGAGAAUGAUCUGGUGGUGUACAAAACCAAGGAAAUUACAAAUAACAAGUUCGGACAGAAAUUUAUUGGCCCGUUUACAGUGGUUAAAACCCAUGGCCACGGGACUUGCAGCAUCAGAAGCAUUGAAACAGGUUGUGUAAUCAAAGCUGCCCGCAAGGAUUUGAAGCCAAUCAAUCAGGCUGAUUUAGAUCGAGUAGAGUCAGUCAUGGAAGCAGGUAACGGUGCAUCUCACGGGGGAGGAAUGUUGCCGUUCAAUCCGAUUGUCAGAUUGAAGACAAUGCGUCGUGUCUGA